Molecule: messenger RNA, 982 nt
Organism: Sciurus carolinensis (gray squirrel)
Lineage: Eukaryota; Metazoa; Chordata; Mammalia; Rodentia; Sciuridae
Product: translation initiation factor IF-2-like
Exons: 2
Coding region: 1-924 (307 amino acids)
Source: RefSeq, a predicted model, not a curated record
AUGACCUCAGAGGGCGUGGCUGUGGACAACUCCCUUCCUUUCCGCUGGUCGGCAUGGUCACCUGCAGUGGCACCGGCCCAGCUCGGCCUUUGGGCUCUUGCUGCGCUGUCCUCACCACCUGGCUACCGGUCCAAGGUCACCUGUCCCUCAAGCUCACCCACCCUCCGCCGCCCGGCUGCAGUCCUGCCGGUUCUGGGCCCUGGAUCCAUUGCGCCCGGGAACCCGACCUCCCUUCCGCGUCCCGCCCGGCCAAGCCCUCUGCUCAAGCGUCCUGGUCUCGACUUCCUCAUCCGUGCCUUGGCGAGCAGGGCGUCGGCAGCGCGUGGCCCAAACCCCCUGAGCCUCAGUUUCUCUGCGGUAGCGGAGAGGGACUGGAGGCGGCGGUGCAGACUGGAACAAGAGUGUCCACCCGGCCCCCUUCCCUGGCUCUUCCUACCCCGGAUCCCCGCUCGCUCUGGUGGGGCACGACCGAGGGCCAGGGACUCGGAUCGACAGGCAGAGCCGCCCAGGUCCACGCGCCCGCGCGGGGUCGCCUCCCUCUCGGAGUCCGAGCACGAGCGCGGCGCUUGCCGCCCAGGCCGGAAGGGGACGCUGGAGACCCGCCGCCGGCCCCCUGCUCCCCACUCCGCCCGCUGGUCAGGCGCAGUCCUGCGGCAGGUGAAGGCCAGGUCCCUCCUCCCGCCCCCGCUCCACGCUCGCUGGGAGGGCAGAGUGCCCCACUCCGGGUGUGGCUCAGGCUGGAUCUGUCCCCCCCGACUUGACCCGGGGCUCAGCGCAGGCUUGGAGGGAGGCCGAGGUGGGCGCCGUGGCAAUGCCGGCGGCUCUCGGGUCCACAGGCCCAAGGAAUGGCCAGCUCUCCCAGCUCUCUGGGACUGUCUCUGUUGGACCAGCUGCCCACAAGCCCAUCAAAGGCAGAGAAUUUGAACUUGCCUCAAGGAUCAGCACCUGAGGACAAAAUGUAGGACGACGGUGUCCAUGUCAC